Messenger RNA from Didymella exigua CBS 183.55, 708 nucleotides. RefSeq lists its product as uncharacterized. The record is from RefSeq and is a predicted model, not a curated record. NCBI's taxonomy places the organism in Eukaryota, Fungi, Ascomycota, Dothideomycetes, Pleosporales, Didymellaceae. The coding region runs from base 1 to 708 and encodes 235 amino acids. The transcript is spliced from 3 exons.
AUGCUCAACGCUCGCAACGAUUGGAUCGACUGGUACAAUUCCAUUGAAGAUCUUGCCAAGCGCAACGAGGUGUGGAAGUACUGCGAUCCACUGGGCAUCGAGAACCUCGUCUUCACCUCAACGAAACCAUCAGACUCAGCAAGUAAGGACACUAUCCAGAAGUUCCAAAGCUUGCAGAGCAUCUUCGACUCUGAGAAGAAGAAGUACGACAAGCUUGCCGCGCUCUCAGACAGCAUUCAGCCGAACGCGAAAGACCAAAGGCAAGACAUCCGAACUGAGUUUGAAAGGCUCAGAAAAGGACCAGGUAACACAAGCCUGGAUAGGUGGCUUGGCCGAUGGCCUGCUCUCGUAAACAGUGCCAAAAGGUACACGAUCGAGAACCUCAGCGAACCGCAAAUAUGUGAAGCUUUCGUUGAAGCAUGUCGAGAUAUCAAUCCGCCAUUCUACAACUACAUGAAGUCGAAGGAUGCACAAACCGAGAGCCAAGCGUCGGUGAUCAACCAAACUGAAACGGCGCUGAGAAGCAUCUCCGAUGCACUAAUCACGGCACUGAACACGAUCAGUCCAGAACAUGCGAGCCACGGCCUCAUCACGGAUCACGAUAAGCUUCUGUAUCAAGCAGUACCGCAGCAUGGCACCUCCGAGCGAGAAGAUCGCCAGGGGUCGCGCAGCUCACGCUACGCUUCAGGGCAGAAAGCACGGUCGUGA